AGUUUAGAAAGUAAAAAUUAAAUAAACAACAUUAGCGGCUUUUCUUUUUAGCGGCUAUUUUGGUAAACUAUUUGCGAUAAACUAAAAAUUUUCAUACACAAAAUUCAUAUAAAAGGUUGAAAUUUAAGAAGACAGUAAUAAUUGUAGUAAUAACAACAAAAAUACGUUGAUCUAAAUACAAUAAUAUACUUACAUACUAUUGAAAUUCAAAAGGAAUAUCCCAGAAUUUAAUUAAAUCUACGUUCUGAUACAUGAAAAUAAAUAAAGAGUGAUGCAAAUUCUAUUUAAACGUUUUUAACAUUGUGGAAUGGAAAAAUACUGAGCUUUAUUACAACUAUUUGAUUUCUCAUAUUACAAUAAUAAUAAAAACAGCAUUAUAAAUAUUUAUAAACUUUAAUAAUAUAAAUUGGAUAUAAAAAAGAAAAAUAUUUGAAUUAUAAAAGGUGGCUGCUUACAUAUUUGAAAUAUAGAAAUGACAAUUUAAAAAUUGAAUUGAAAAUUCAGUUAAAUAAAAUUUAAUUUAUUACAAUUAAAAAUUAUAAUAAAAAUUAAAUUCAAACGAAAAAAAUAAAGCAAUUUAGUGAUUUAAUAAAAAUUAACAUAAAAAUAAAGAAAAAGAACUAAGUAUAAACUUUAAAAUUAAAAAAAAUAAUUAAAAAUUAAUUAAUAUAAAUUUUAAUGAUCAUUUAAUAAACAAUAAAUAUUUUAAUAAAAUUUAAAAAAAAACACACACACAUAAUAUAAAAAUGCCAAAAGAAAGUGAUUUUUAUUUAAGUGGUAAUCCACCAAAUACAGCAACAGCAACACCACCUUUUUGUAAUUGUGAAUUUCCACGUAAUAUUGAUGUUUUAAAUAAUAAAAAUAUUCAUGAUUUAUAUAAUUGUAAAUGUAUUGAAAAUGGUUAUUUAAAUAAAUAUAAAGAAUGGAUAUGGGAUAAAAAUGUUACUGAUUCUGAUACAUAUAUUAAUGGUCCUGAUAUUACAUUUCAUCCAAUAUAUAGUCAAGGUACAUCAUUUGUAAGAGGUGAAAAAAUUUUAAAACCAAAUUAUAUACAUUAUUGGGAAAUGCAAAUAAUAACAACACCAUCUGGUACAGAUGAAAUGUUUGGUAUUGGUACAGAUAAAAUUGAUUUAAAUAAAUAUAAAUAUCGUUUUGUAAGCGGUUUAGGUAGAACAAAUCAAUCAUGGGGUUUUUCAUAUCGUGGCCUUAAAACACAUAAAGGAAUUGCAUUAAAUUAUGGUAAAACAAUAACACAAGGUUGUAUUGUUGGUAUUUAUUUAGAUUUAUAUCGUGGUCAUUUAGAAUUUUAUUUAAAUCGUAAACCACUUGGUAUUGCAUUUACAAAUAUACCAAAAGAUAUUAAUUUAUAUCCAAUGGUAUGUUCAACAUCAUCACGUUGUGCAAUUAGAUUAAUUAAUUCAAUAUCACAACCGGUUACAUUACAAUUUUUGGCAAUGCAUAAAAUAUCAAAAAGAUCAGAUUUAUUAGAUGAAUUAAAAAAAAUGCCUGGUUUAAAACCGAUAUUAAAUGAAUAUUGGUUUUUGAUACCAAUAACAGAUGAAAAAUUACCAAGAAAUCGUUUAAAGAAAUUUGAAUUUUCAUUAUUGGGUGAUGAAUAUAGAAUAUUUGCAAAUAAAAGAACAAAAAAAUCAAAAUUAAGAAAAGAAUAUGAUGAUGAUUUAGAUAUUAAGGACACAUAUACAAAAGUUAAAAUACCGAAAUCAAUAAAGGAACAAGAUGAUGGCGAUGAUGAACUUAAUAAAAAUAAAAUAGCAUCACUUUGUUAAUAAUAAAAGUUGAAUGAAAUAUUUUAAUUUUACGAUAUUAUGACUGUAAAUUUAUUUUUUUGUUAUUUUUAAUUUUUUCAUAAUUACAUUUUGUUAUCAUUUACA
This is a messenger RNA of Condylostylus longicornis, 1892 nucleotides long. RefSeq names its product SPRY domain-containing SOCS box protein 3-like. Gene Ontology annotation, cellular component: SCF ubiquitin ligase complex. Gene Ontology annotation, biological process: proteasome-mediated ubiquitin-dependent protein catabolic process. Lineage: Eukaryota; Metazoa; Arthropoda; Insecta; Diptera; Dolichopodidae. Bases 747 to 1787 code for a protein of 346 amino acids. The record is from RefSeq and is a predicted model, not a curated record. The transcript has a single exon. Gene Ontology annotation, molecular function: protein binding.